AUUUGGCAAUCUAUGAUGGAAGAACUGCAGCAGAGGGGUGUCAAAAGGAGGAAGGAAUGGAAGAAAAGGAGUUCUAAAAAAUCCAAAAACAAGAAAAAUGUGAGAACUUUAGGGCCUGGUUCAGAAGAUGGGAGGGUUAAGAAAAUGGAUAAAAAGAUGAAAAAGUUUCUUCAGAAAAAGGCUAGAAGCUAUAAUUCAGAUGAUGAUGAGGUGGAAGAAGAAGACUGGAAUUUGAAGGGGGGAGAAGAGCAGUCAGGAGUAGUGAAAAAUGAGGUAAAAGGUGGGUUUGAGUCGAAAUUUUCGGAUAGUGAGGAAGAAGGAGAAGAGAAUGGUGAAGAGAAAAUUGAGGUUUCGGAGGAUGAAGAUGGUGAAAUUCAGCCAGGAGUAAUGAGAUUUUCAGAGGGUUGUAAGGCUUUUAGGUUGGCAUUCAAGAAGAUUACCAAGAAAACUGCUUCAACCGAUCAUGAUGUACUGGGUCCUGUGUUAUCAGCACAUAAAAAACUUGUUGCCGAGAAGCUAGCUGAAGAAGAAGCAGAGAGAAAGGUUAAGGGUGAGGCAAAGAAGGAAAAACACCUGGUUGGAGAGAAGGGGCAUGUGAAGGCUGCUAAUUAUUUGGAUUCACAUGAAAAGCAUCUCAUUGGAGUUGCUACUAGAGGAGGUAUUCCUGACUUUAUUGAUAAUGGAAUAAUUGUUCUGCAAGGAAAAUAAAGGUCUAUUUUUUAACUGAUGAAGCUUCUGUGUUUCACGUGUCUUGCUGUGCUUUCCAGUGGUCAUAAUUAUUUAAUGCUGUAAGUGGCUUCUCCAAACCUAUUAUUUUCAGAUUUUGUUUCCAACUAAAUAUGACUGGUAGUUUCUUUUUAUUCUAGUUUUUGUGGUUUAUGUAGAUGAACUUUGUGGUACUUAAAAUGAUUAUUUAUAUGGCAUACAGGUCAAUAAGGCACAACACUCACAGAGAGGACUGAAUCCCUCAAGGUUGAAAGAUGAAAAUGGUAGGACUGAAUCAAUUCAACAUUUCAAACUUUGAUGUAUUAUUUUUUAACAACAAGGUUCUUGCUUCAAGUACAUGGUAUUUAUUCCUAUUAUCUUUUCCCUUAGCUUCUGUUCUCACAACAAUCUAAUUUUGAAGCCAAAUAUUUUUCUUUGACUUGAUAUUCAUCAAUACCUUCUCUUUUACUUUUUGAAUUUGUAUUCAGACUUUGAGGCUUUAGUUACUUGGUUCGAAAUGUCUAUCAAAAGCUUUCUCUUGCUCCAAAAAAUGCAUUAUAAUGGGGAUCCUCAACCAAGAAAUUAACAUAACUUCCUUAUUUACAGUCACUAGAACGUAUAUGUGCUGGGUUUGAGAUUUUCUAGUAUUACUGCUGCUUGUAUCACAGUAGACAACCUGAGGUAAUCAAUUAUAAUUAAUUUUGUACACAGGUUCGUGUUAGUCAGUUGCUCUCUUUAAGAUGAAUUCCUCUGUCCCUUUCAGUGUGUGGUUAGAAGAGUGCUAACAAUAUUAGGGAGCAAAACUUCCUUCCCAGGAGUAUUAUGGUGCUUCAUUACUAAUUCACGCCUUCAAUCCUUACUCUGUUUUUUAUCCUUAAGUUGUAUGGGGUGCAAUUUCAAGCUGGUUUAAUUUUAGAAUGUUUUCACCUCGAAAUUUUAAUGGCGAAUUGCUCUGGAUCAUGCCAUGAUCCCUGAAUUGUUAAGCAGUAGUCAUGAACUUGUCUGAUGACAUGUUACUUCAUGAAUUUCUUUCUGCAUGAGUUUUUUGGAGUUUCAUCUUGGGAUGUGGAUGGAAUUUGUGCAAAGCGUCAUCAUUGUAUAAAAGAAUUUCGUUUAAGAUAUAAAACCACAAUUAACAAGGAUAAUUGAUAGUUAACCUUCUAUUGCCAGUGAAAUAAUGUACCUUGUUUUUUCAUUUCACAAUGUAGUAGUUAUUACAGAAUGUGUUGCUAUGAAACUUUAUCUUGGGUUGGAUAUUGACAGUAGUAGCAAAGGGUUGUUUGUGUUAAAGUUUUAUGCUAUGCUAAGAACUAAAUAUAGGAGUGUGAGAUUGUGUGUCAAAUUUAUCUCCAAUCAAAUAAAAAGAAAUUGAGACUUUUACUGGAGAAAGCUAUAGGUGACGAAUCUCAGCAUUUGAUGCUUUUCUGAGUAGUUAAUUUAGGCUAUAACUGGUUGUCUAUUCUUUUUUUUCAUUUUUGGUGAUCAGUGAUAUCCUGGUUUACAUAUUGACCAUUGAUGUCUGCAAAUAUAAGAAACCAUUAUUAAGAUGAUGCUGGUUAAAUCCCAUUAGAUAAGUUGGAUAACAACAGGUUGCAGUCAAAAGGUAAGGAAUUACAUGAAAUUAGGAUGAAAGAUUUGGUUUUGAUCAGAUUCCAGUCCAUAGUUAAGACUUAAGACGUAUAUGCAGAUUCUUAGCCAGCUGUUGUAAUUGGGAAUCCUCAAGAGGAUGAAGCUUCAAAUCAUUGAGAACUGAUACAGGUUUUCUAUUAGAUUAGAUUACAGAUGAGAGAGUUUUAGAUAAGUAGAAAGCAUGUGAAGAAAAACGAUAAUUAGUCAAAUGCUUUAGGACUUUAGUAAUUUAAAAUAAAAAGAAAUAAUAAGCUAUUUAGAUUAAAAUUCCAUUUAGUGGUCAGGCUUAAAAGUUUUCUUGUUGAGCUACGUAAAUCAGUUUAAUUUUGUUCUUUAUCAUAAAUUGCAUCUUCUUUGACAACAUCUUCUUUGGUGGAAAUAUUUUUGAUGGCGGAGAUUCUUCUGAUGGUACAAAGUCUACGUAAAACUCGAAUUGCAUGGACAAGUGUCAUACGAGCCAAGGGAGUGGAUGGAAGUUUACUGAGAUCUGGACCGGAAGGAAGGAAUUGAAUUACAUGAGGAUGUUAGCCAUUAGGAUUAGAAGAUACAGAUUACUUUUUUUAAGUUCUUCUCUAGAGAUAUAACUUACCUAUUUAAUUUCUUAGAGCCUUCAGAUGUAGUUAACACUAAUCAGUUUUAAAUACUAUAACUUGUUUUUGUCUAAGAACUUGAUGAUUUGCAAAGAACAGCCCAAUUCAAGGUUUUCUCCUGGUUUUCCUAAACCUGUGUGUGAUCAUGAAGACUAUGUACUUGCCCACUUCUACUUGCCUUAUAAUACAAGUCUUCUGAACUAGUAUUAGUUGCAGAUCAUUGUGCCUAAAUUGGAAAGCAGCAAAUUUCCAUAGUUGGAACUUGAGAUGUCAUAUGAAGAUACUUUGUAGUUUAAAUAUGAUGUUGGUCUCUUUUUAUCUAGCUUGUAGUGCAUGGGAUAACCAGAGAACUGUGUGUGUGUGUGUGUGUGUGUGAGUGUGAGAGAGAGAGUAUAUUUAUCGACCUUCAAAAUUACAAAUGUUCACUCUGCCGAAACUUGCUCUCACACUGCCUCCUCUGUAAUAUUAGGCAGAGCUACUUCAAGUGGUUGUAUUGCAACUGAAAAGUGUGGUCUUCUGAUUAGUCAUUUUUCAAUCAGUUUUAGAAAGAAACAAGUAGGUUUUUGAUUGUCUAGUUAAGGGGAUUUAUUUGUAAUUCUCCCUGAGCUGCAAAAGUACAUUGACAUGAUAUUUCAACUCAAAUUUAAGCUAAUACAUGUCCUUUAUGCUGUGAUUAUGAAAUGGUGACCUCAUGUCAACCUUUAUUAGGAAUUGUUUUAGCAUGAAAGUUAGGAAAUGAAAAUUUCAUUUCAGCUGGGAGGUGGUGAUCUCCAUCUCAUUUGUGCACUUAAAAUAGUAAUCAUAAAGUACAUCUCACUGCUUAUGGCCCUCCAAGCAUACAUGAAUUUAGCUGGUAAAGUACAAGUUGCAUCUAUUGAGUAUCCCUUUGGGAGCUGAGGUUAUAAUCAGUUUGAUCAGUUUUAAUUUGUCUUUCUUGGCUGGUAAAGUACAUAGUUGCAUCUAUUUUCCCUGAGGUUAUAAUCAGUUUUAUUAGGUUUAAUUUGUCUUUCUUUUUAAUCUCUGCACCAACGUUUAAGAGCAACUUUAUAAAAUUUCUCAUUUUUUUUAACAUCGAGUGAUAUGGAUAUUUUUGCUGUUAUCUUAAACCUGCAGUAAUUAAGAAGCGGAGGAAAGAGGCUUUUUUCUCAGUCUUGGGCCGGACCCCUUCCCAAAAAACCGGGAGCAUAGAAAAGAUUGGUGCAUCUGCUGGCACUGGUUCUGUUGAUGCUCCUGCAUGGGCGCCAUUGCGUGAUAAUUACAUGUUAACAAACUCUAAGUUGAAGGACUGGGAUAAGAUGCCAGACACAGCUGUUGUAGAUGACUUUGGGUUGCGACCAGAUGCAGAUAGUUCAUCUGAUGAUUAGUAAAUGUCAGGAUAAAUUACAGUCGACUUGCAAUGCUUGGAUGCAGCCAACUGGAUGGAGCUGGAGAUGAUCUAAACAGAAGCAAGAAGUUGAGACCUGUCCUCUUCAUUCCAAAAGCCAUUGCCUAUUCUUAUAAUUAGAGAUGAGACAUCAUAGAGAGAUUCUAACCUUGAUUUCAUACUCCAUUUUCAAGACUCGGACAGUGUUGGGUUUAAAGAGUACCAGCUCAUUCAUAAUUCAAUUUUCACCAAAAAAAAAAAAAAGAAAAGAAAAGAAAAAGAAAAGGCAGUGUUAAAGAACC
Coffea arabica (coffee) is the source of this 4589-nucleotide messenger RNA. NCBI's taxonomy places the organism in Eukaryota, Viridiplantae, Streptophyta, Magnoliopsida, Gentianales, Rubiaceae. The record is from RefSeq and is a predicted model, not a curated record.